Molecule: messenger RNA, 660 nt
Organism: Suillus fuscotomentosus
Lineage: Eukaryota; Fungi; Basidiomycota; Agaricomycetes; Boletales; Suillaceae
Exons: 3
Coding region: 25-453 (142 amino acids)
Source: RefSeq, a predicted model, not a curated record
AGAAACUGCACGCUCACAGUUGCAAUGUACUUCCUAAUCAAAGCAAUAGUUGUCACCAUUCUCAUGGUAGUGUCUGUUUGCGCUCAGAACGCCUACAUUAACCUGCCUGCGCCUGGCUCCGAUAUUACUGCAGGCACCAACUUUACUGUGCAAAUAGGCCUCCCGAACAAUCUCACUGGCAGUAAGGAGAUAGCGAUUGUAAUUGCUAUUCAGUCUUGCCCAACUGGAGACUGUCUGCCCAUUAGUGAGGAUAUGGGUACCAUCUUGUACGAAGGCCCGUUCAAUCCUCAGUAUGGGCCGGGCGCGGAAGACCCAUAUGAGGACUUCUCUGUUCAAGUCCCUGCAUCCUUCGCUACCGGGCAAGCACAACUUGGACUUGCUCAUUUUAACCUUAUUGGAGAGCUUUACUGGCCGUACUUACAACUCGUGAAUGAGACUGUUUACGUUGUUUAGGUGACCCUGCACCAAGGCUGUACAAUAUAUAUGAUCUACGCAGUUGAUGUAAUACACGAUGCCUGCCGCGUUGAAAGUUUGUUCCAGAGUGCGGUUGCCCAUCAAAAUAAUCACCAUACCGAUUGGUUCAUGUAAGGCUACCUGUACGAUCUGCAAGGGUUUUCCAUAUCGCUAAGCUGCAUAGCUCGAGACCGGAAUACUGAACCG